ACGAACUGGAAGCAGGAGUGGCAAUACUAUAGAGAGGGCUCUGAGUUGAAUUUGCCUCAGCAAUUCAAUUAGGAGCGUGCAUGUGUUGGAGCGAGGGAGAAGCUGUGAAGGAGGGACAAUUCGCGUCUAUUCGAAGAUGCUUCGAAUAUGUGGAAGCAGAUCAGAGACAGAGAAGAGGGGAAAAUCCGCCCGGAAUCAUUCGUUCAUCGCUUUAAGUCCAAUCGCAUUGCGCAGCUCCAACUUUCCAAUUACAAAGAUAUUGUUUCUCCUCAUAAAGGCGCCGUAAACUCGCUCCAGAUUGAUUUGACAGAGGGAAGAUACUUGUUAUCUGCUGCAUCUGAUGCUUCUAUAGCCAUAUACGAUGUUCAACGGGCCACGGAUUAUGAAGCAGGUGGUCUAAUAUCUAAACACAAGUGCAUAUUUGCUGUUGACAAGCAACACAAUCUUGGGCACAAAUAUGCCAUAUCCUCGGCUAUAUGGUAUCCAGUUGACACCGGUCUAUUCAUUACAGGUUCAUAUGAUCAUCAUAUUAAUGUUUGGGAUACAAAUACCACCCAGGUGGUAAUGAAUUUCAAAAUGCCUGGAAAGGUUUAUAGGACUGCAAUGUCUUCAUUGGCAACAUCUCACAUGCUUAUUGCCGCUGGAACUGAGGAUGUCCAAGUUCGUCUUUGUGAUAUUGCUUCAGGGGCAUUUGCUCACACAUUAUCUGGUCACCGUGACGGAGUAAUGACUGCAGAAUGGUCUACUUCAAAUGAAUGGGUCUUAGUUACUGGGGGAUGUGAUGGUGCUAUACGAUUUUGGGACAUCAGACGAGCUGGCUGUUUCUUAGUGUUGAAUCAGUCUUCAACGCAACUCGGAAGGCGCCCACCAGUGGUUAAAUGCUCCAAGAUAACUAAGGAUUCAACAUGCAAGUCCUUGGCGGGACACAAUCUGAGUAUAAAAUCACAUGCUGGACAAAGGAAACUUUCUAAUGGGAGUGGUAGCAGGCAGUUGUCAAUAGGUAAAGUUUCUGCCAAGGGACCAAUGAAACAGAGAUUACAUCCAGGGAUGCUGUCUACUCAAGACCGUGCAACUGCUCAUUAUGGUGCCGUGACUGGGUUAAAAGUUACUGAGGAUGGCAUGUAUCUCUUAAGUGCAGGAUCUGAUUCAAGAUUGAGGUUAUGGGAUGUUGAAUCGGGAUGCAACACACUGGUGAACUUUGAAACAGUGCGCCUACAAACAAACAAACCAAUUCAAUUAGCCACCACUCGGGAUUCAACCCUUGUUUUUGUUCCCUGCAUGAGAUCUGUGAAAUCUUUCAACGUGUGGUCAGGGUACACACAUGCAACAUUUCGUGGCCACUAUGAAUGUGUGAAUUCUUGCUGGUUUAGCGAACAAGAUCAGGAGCUAUACACUGGUGGAAAUGAUAAACAAAUUCUUGUCUGGUCACCACCUAGAGUAAUUGCUGAUGAAGCGAAUGAAUUACCAAUGGAGGACCGGGAUAACUGGAGCGACUAAAUGUUUUUAGCAUCAUUCUCCUUUAUUUCCGUAGCAAAAUGGGAUCAUUUCUUUCUUGUGAUUUUCCUCUACAGCUGCCAAAUAUUUUUGGAUGUUUCAAACUAAACUUAGUUUCGGUUGGGGAACAUGUGUAUUUAUCUUUAACACCACCUUAAAACUAUACGGGAGGAGCUCUUUGCAUACGUAGAUAGAUUUACUUGUAUCGUAUUUUCUGUCUCUGUAGGCCCCCCCCCCAAGAAAAAAAAUUCUUGUAAAAGUCACAGCAUAGACGUUUUCUUGUGUUACUUUGCGGUAAAUAAAAUAGUGUGUUUGUAAA
This is a messenger RNA of Prosopis cineraria, 1813 nucleotides long. Its product is annotated as WD repeat-containing protein ATCSA-1. Bases 148 to 1497 code for a protein of 449 amino acids. Gene Ontology annotation, molecular function: protein binding. Gene Ontology annotation, cellular component: Cul4A-RING E3 ubiquitin ligase complex; nucleotide-excision repair complex. The transcript is spliced from 9 exons. Gene Ontology annotation, biological process: proteasome-mediated ubiquitin-dependent protein catabolic process; protein polyubiquitination; transcription-coupled nucleotide-excision repair. Lineage: Eukaryota; Viridiplantae; Streptophyta; Magnoliopsida; Fabales; Fabaceae. The record is from RefSeq and is a predicted model, not a curated record.